AUGUUCAUCGACUCUCUUUCCCUGAGGGUACCUUCCACAGGCGUCCAAUAUGGUGUGCGCGCGCAAAUAUGGUGGGUUGCAUGUGCAAGAGAUGUGUCGCCGUGUACAUCUGGUUUGUUGCGACUAUCUAACAUUUUUAACCUGAACAAUUGGAUCAUCCAGCAAACCACACGAAUUACACCGGUCCUUCGAUUUGAUGCAGGCCUAUGUGCUGGAGAAACGAACUCCGAGCUUGUCUGUGGCGCGCGUUUUUCCCUCGGUAGGAGCUUUCAACGUUCUGAAAUUUCUGUUGAUGCACAGUUGCGUGCUUAUGCCGAUGACAAAGUUGUAGUAGGAGCAAUAUUCGUCGGUCUUUUGCCAAGGCAAGUUAGCCUGUAUAUUGCGCCGGUGAUUGAAGCUGGUCUCAUCUCAGUGAAAGGGAUUGGAGUCGUAGAUCGUUGCGUCGGUCUUGAAAAGCCCAAUAAUGCAUGCUCAUUUCAAUCCUGCUUCGAUGCACGAUACGAUGAAUCCAGUCAACAAAAGUCAGUGGAAAUAUAUGCUGAGCCACGUUGCUGUGAAAACCUUAAAGAUCUUUUGUCGAUAAUAUACCCAGAGUUGUGUGCUGCAGCAGCUCUCGCUCAGCAGCGCAAACGAGCUGCAAAAGAUAUGCUUAUCAGCCGGCUAGUUACUGGCAUUAGAUUCGCCAAAAAUGCAUCUGAUCAAGGUUUAGAUCUAUUCUCUGCACAUGAACAACUUAUUCUAAAUGAAUUCUCUGAAAGCUCAAGGGCUGCAAAAUAUCUUGCUGUUCGUCUUCUGCAGCGCAGAACUCCCCGGACCAGAAUAUCAUCCAUUAAAAUGUACUUCGAAAGUCCAAAAAUCCAGUCUGCCGUCGAUGAAUUGAUUGAUCGUGGCCUUGCUUUCAGCAGUUGUUGUGUGUCGAGACACUAUACGACUGCUGAUAUCAAAGCAAUAUGUGAAUCGUUGGCACGGGAUGAACUGACCCAGUUUGCUGAUUAUGUGCGAAAUAACUUACCAAGUUCGAGGGGAAGCAUGAUCGAUAUGAUCACUCAUGCGUCCACAGAUGGUGGGGCACGAUUUGGUCAUUGUUCUUCCACAAAGAUCUUAUACAAGAUAAAAGGAGGAAAAGGGGCAGACAUCGAGCUUAAUGGGAUCGCAGAUAUUAUUGGAGUUGCGUCCUCUUUGAAACGCACUCUUCGCACCGUUCUUCUUUUCCUGUUCUUGCAACGAAGUGGGAUAGAUUGGCUUAUGAUCGAAGACAUCCGGGCAACACGUUUCACUUUAUUUGACAUGCCCAUGGAAACCUUGGCAUCAACAUGCCCUGCACCAGCAUUUGAUAUCAGCUCAAAUGGGAAGCAGAAAGUAAUAAUGACCACAUGUGUAAACUCAGUCUGCACCUCGGCUCCAGCUUUUGCAGCUUUUGCUGCUCUCUGUGAAAAAAGUACCGCUCUUGAUUUGGCUAGUGAAGCAGGAGAUAGUUCUACAGUUUUUAGAAUUUUGAGCCAUGAUUUUCUUCCACAUUUUUUCUCAGCCGGGCAUCAAGACUUCAUCAAAAAAGUUGUCUGUUCGACGUCUUUUCAUAUUGUGAAUGCAAUAGUGACGUACAUGUGUCUCCUUGAGAAACACGGGUAUUACGAAAACGCAACUGUUGUUCUUGUAAAAAGUAUACUCAGUGUUUUUCAUCCUAAAAACCAAAGUUUAUGGCUGGUGCACACAAGCUCAAACUUGAGCAGAAUACAUGCCAGGAUUAGAGACGCUUUAGAAGUUAACCUCAGCGUGCUUAGAAAUCCGUUGCUGCAUUAUGGAGUCGGACCAGUUCUGCAACAACGCGUUAGACGGCUUGCACGGCUAUGCAAUCACACUUCACAACUUCCCGAGUCGUUAUUUGUCGAUGUAGAAACGGUUCUUCGAGUAGACAAUAUUUGUGCUCGUGCUUUGAAUGCGAAUGCCAAAGAAAAGAAACGAUAUGCUUCACUCAGAGUUGGAAUGGGUCGUGUUUCUUUGACGGUGGAGGAUCUCGCUCUCUUACAUUAUGCCGGUGAUGACUGUGGAAAUUGGCGGGGUGUGCAUGUCGAGUCUCGUUUCUGGACAAUGUUAUUUUCGCUCCUCUUUGCAGAUGUUAUAUUCAUGCCUGUCGUUGGUGCAUUUCGUUCACCUUUCCAAUCAACACCUUUUGACAUGUACACUGCUAACUUCACUUCGGUUAGGCUUUCUGCCAUAAAUCAACGUCUGGCGUCGAUCCGAAGAGGUGACUCCAGGACUAUCAUCAUCAGAUCAUGGUCGGCACAUUUCGGAAGGAAAAUUUCUGGUAUUUUCUGGCAUCUGCUGAGGAUCGAGGACCUUUGCGAUAUUCUGGAUGGAAUCGGCGGCAUGGCUAUCCAUUAUAUGAUGAAGUUAUUGAUGUUGGACUACAGAGUUUGGAGUAUUGGAGCUCCUGAUCUUAUCUUGUGGAGAAAGACAACAAAUUCAUCUGCAGAAGUAAAGUUUGUCGAGGUAAAAAGUAGUAACGAUCAUUUGACCGAACGGCAGCAAGCGUGGUUGUCUGCUUUGUACGAGGCCGGGGUAGAUGUAGCCAUCUGCAAGGUUUCGUCAUAA
Messenger RNA from Micromonas commoda, 2592 nucleotides. RefSeq lists its product as hypothetical. The transcript has a single exon. Gene Ontology annotation, cellular component: nucleus. The record is from RefSeq and is a predicted model, not a curated record. Gene Ontology annotation, biological process: interstrand cross-link repair. Gene Ontology annotation, molecular function: 5'-3' exonuclease activity; 5'-flap endonuclease activity; flap-structured DNA binding. The coding region runs from base 1 to 2592 and encodes 863 amino acids. Lineage: Eukaryota; Viridiplantae; Chlorophyta; Mamiellophyceae; Mamiellales; Mamiellaceae.